CACUGCUGUGUGUUGUGGUUCAGAUUAUGGCAGGCAGCUGAGUUUUGAGACUUUCCCUUGAUAGGAGAAGUCAGGUGUGUGCCUUCCUCAGUCACUGUGUAUGCUAAAAUCAUAAGCUUGCCCUCAAACAUAAUUAUAUGCCUCUCCUUAUGUAACUAGCACUGGGCGAGGGUUGUUUUCCUUUGUAAUGCUGGGGAUGGCUGAGGGCCAGCUCCUGUCUGAUUUUUGGGGGGUGUGAGGGGAAUAAAAGCUGAUGGAUUUGUCAACAAUCCAGGAGCUUUAUGGAACAAGACAAAUUCAUCCGUCUCUGCUAAUCCUCCCCUGAUACAGAGGAUUUUCCUGCCAUUAAAUGAUAGCUUUUGAGAGCAGAGAAAAUGCCAGCCUUUCAGAGAUGCUGCAACAGAGCUAACCGCAAGCUUCAGAAGAAAAAGGGACAACACAGACAUCCCCCUGUCAGAUUUUGGAGGACCUGAGAUGCCACAAGCAACUAAUCAGGGUAAUGUUUGUCAUCAUUUUAAAUGUCCUUCUCUGCAUCCCCCCUGUUCACUGUGUGUGGGCCUGUGUCCGCUCCUGCCCCACCAGCUGUGUGUGCACUCAAGAGAGGAGUUGUGCCAUUCUUUGUGACCGUGCUGGUUUCACACAGAUCCCUAAAGAGUUUCCCUGUGAGGCCUACUCUAUUAACCUGGAUAAAAAUAGCAUCAAAUUCCUCGCUGAGAGGGCAUUUGGUACCCUCCCAUCCCUCAGAUCUCUCUCAUUAAGCCACAACAACAUAUCCUUCAUCACUCCUGGUGCUUUCAAAGGGCUAGCCAGCUUGACGGAACUAAAAAUGGCCCACAAUGAAUACAUUCAGUAUUUGCACACAAGGACUUUCAUUUCACUCAAGAGGCUCGUCAGACUGGACUUAGCGGACUGCAACCUUUUCAACAUCCCAGACAGGAUUUUUAUAGAGCUUCCAGCCCUUCAGGAACUCUUUUGCUUUCAGAACAACUUCAAAAGGAUUCCAGGAGCGAUACGAGGGAUGGAGAAUUUGACCCAUGUUUAUCUGGAGAAAAACAAGAUCGAAGCUGUGGCUUAUAAUUCUCUCUUGGGUCUGACCCAGCUGAAAUAUCUCAAUCUGCAAGAUAACAGAAUAAAUGUGAUUCAUGACAGAGCUUUUCAGUACUGUCAGAAAUUGGAGUAUCUUUAUUUAAAUGACAAUGUCCUCAGUGACCUCCCUGAUAAUUGUUUUGACGGCCUAAGACGUCUCAACAUGCUUAAUCUUGGCGGCAAUUUACUUCGAAAUGUCUCUAAUACAUGGUUCCAGGACCAGUUAGAGCUGGAAGUUUUGUAUUUGGACAGGAACAGGAUUAGCCACAUUGAGGAAGGGGCUUUUGAAAACCUCAUAAGCUUGGUGUCUUUGCACUUGAACAGUAACAACCUAACCACCUUGCCUUUCUCAGUCUUCCAACCUGUCUACUUCCUAGGAAGACUCUAUCUUUUCCGGAACCCCUGGGAAUGCGACUGCAGGAUUGAGUGGCUGAAGGAAUGGAUGGAGAACUACAGACUUGUUAGGGAUAUUCCUUGUGCCUCCCCAUCCUCUGUGGCCGGUCUUGACUUAACUGAUGUUUCUUUCGAGAGAACGCCUGAAGGUUUUUGUCUUGACCCAGAGGAGCUAAAUGCCACAACUUACAAUCCUUUCGCAACCGCAGAACCACAAUCUACCACAGAGAACAAGUUCAACAGCCUUAUCUCUAAAUUCCUGCUCCAGAAGGGCCUUUCGGAAGAAGUAGGAAACACCACAGAAGCUUUUGUCAACACAACCUUGUUAGAUGGAUUGACUAAUGAGGCAUCUUUAGGACUAGGGGAAUGCAAUAUCAGAUUCGUAUGUUAUCUAAAUCUUUGGAUAUUGUUUAGAACUACUAGAAGUUCUAUACCCUCUGUAUAGUGUUUUGUACAGGACAGAAUGUUAAGUACCACCUUCAGACAUAGAUCAGGUACAAAAGGUCUCUGUGGUUUAGUGCAUAUUUAGACCUAGUGAUCUACUUUGGACCCAUCUUUCAAAAUAGGUUUAGGUUCACAGAGGCAGAACUCAUUUAUAAAGCGCUUUAUAAUUUUAUAAUCUGUCACACUGAGUGAGUGUGAUUCCUGUCAUUAGUCUCCCAUAAGAGUGACUCUAAAGUUAAGCUGCAGUAAAAUUAAUCCAAAUUCACGCUGAAUUGAAAGAAGGUUGGCAGGAACAUGAUUGCUGUUCAUAUUUUAUAAUCAGACAUAGCUUAAUAAGGAAGACAGAAAACAAGAUGUAUGGUGAUAUGUACUGAAAAAAAUAGAUAAUAGACUUGCAGCUUUACUAAGGGAUUUGGCAAGACAUUCUGGUGGUUCUUACAUAUAGGAUGCUAUUAGUCAUGGAACAGAAAAAGGGUGAAUGGUGUU
Molecule: messenger RNA, 2409 nt
Organism: Podarcis muralis (Common wall lizard)
Lineage: Eukaryota; Metazoa; Chordata; Lepidosauria; Squamata; Lacertidae
Gene: NYX
Product: nyctalopin
Cellular component (GO): plasma membrane
Molecular function (GO): protein binding
Source: RefSeq, a predicted model, not a curated record